AUGAGAAGACGAGGGAGGAAGCGGAAGAUGAUUAAGACCAAGGAGAAAGCGGAAAAUGAGAAGACGGGGGAGGGAGUGGAAGAUAGGAACACGGGGGAGGGAACGGAAGAUGAGGAGACUAGGGAGGAAGCGGAAGAUGAGAAGACGGGGGAGGGAGCGGAAGAUAGGAAUACGGGGGAGGGAACGGAAGAUGAGGAGACGAGGGAGGAAGCGGAAGAUGAUUAA
This is a messenger RNA of Cercopithifilaria johnstoni, 225 nucleotides long. Lineage: Eukaryota; Metazoa; Nematoda; Chromadorea; Rhabditida; Onchocercidae. The record is from the annotation of a GenBank genome assembly.